Molecule: messenger RNA, 867 nt
Organism: Corylus avellana
Lineage: Eukaryota; Viridiplantae; Streptophyta; Magnoliopsida; Fagales; Betulaceae
Source: RefSeq, a predicted model, not a curated record
AUGAACAAGAUUGGCCACACAGCUUUAGAUGUCUUAGAGGCCUACAACGUCUAUCCAAGAGAUGUGAAAUGGUUUGAAAUCCAAAACAUUCUCAAGGAAGCUGGUGUUAGAAGAUCAACGAAUCGAAAUUCGUCCUUAUCACCAACACUGAGUGGUAAUGGUGUUGAUGAAGCAAAACCAUCUCAAUCAAGGUUUAGGGGAUGGUGGGAGUGCAUUCGUUCAUCAUUAGUUAAACACUUGAGGCACGAGGAAAAUUGGAUCCAGGAAACACGUGGUACAUUGAUGGAAGCCAAUAUGGCUGCACUUUAUGAAGCCUCAAGGAAUGGGUGUAUAAGCACCUUAACCACAUUGAUCCAAAGCGAUGCACGCAUCCUUGAUAGAGUUUCACUCACAUCUUUUAGUGAGACCCCCUUACACUUAUCUAUUUCGCAUGGCCACCUUGAAUUUAGUAAAAUUCUUGUCAGCAAGAAGCCUAAACUUGCAAAAGCGGUAGACUCGUUGGGACAAACCCCUCUUCACUUGGCGUCUGCUGAGGGCCACACUGAGAUAGUACAAGCAUUGUUGCAAACAAAUAUAAAUGCUUGCUUAGCUCGUGAUCAAGAUGGGAGAAUUCCUCUCCACUUAGCUGCAAUGAGAGGAAGAAUAGGGAUCAUAGAAAAGUUGAUUAAAGCUCGACAAGAGUCCAUCUUGAUGAAUCUCGAAGGAGACAGUGUAUUGCACUUGUGUAUUCGAUAUAAUCAUCUCAAUGCUCAAAAGUUGUUAGUGGAAUUGGCUAAUGGCAAUGAAUCAUUCCUCAGCUCCAAAGACCUCGAUGGCAACUCAAUAUUGCAUUUAGCAGUGAUGCUCAAGCAAAAGCAGGUGCGAUAA